AUGAUAAAAGUAGGGCCGUUAAUCACCACGCCUAAAGCCAUAAUGACCAAGGAUUUCACAUUGAUUAUUAAUAAAUCUCCCUAUACGCUUCCUACUGACUUUCAAAAAUACUCAAGAAGCGGAAAAUUGAGGGUACUGUAUCGACGUUUUAUAAGAUUAAGACCUUUUAUCUCGCGACGUGCUAUGAUUAGAGGAAGCUAUACUAAUUAUAUUCGACAUAAAUUCCAUGAAAAUUAUGAGUUAAAACGAGAUAUAGUGCUAAAAUCAAGUGGGGGUAAGAGAAUGCAUGAUUUAAGUGAUAUCGAGAUGGGUUGUCGAACGUUAACAUUUGUGCAAAAGGCGGUGUCACAUGUCGAUGGGGAAGGCGAAGACGGGAUACAUGGAGCAUUGGCUCACGAUAAUUUAAUAUGCAAGAGGAUUUUAAAGAACUUGUUGACAAUCGAGUUUCAUCGCGAGCGUUUAGAGUUUAGAAAUGCCGUCGCUUAUCGAUAUUUACGGUUGACAUUUGAAUACUUAGAUCCUACAUAUAGGAACCUCAAAUAUGCAUCAUUAAGACAUGCAGAUACAUCUAUUAUACAUUUAAAUGAAUUAUUGGGAACUAGGUUAUAA
This is a messenger RNA of Eremothecium cymbalariae DBVPG#7215, 609 nucleotides long. It is a transcript of the gene IRC19, whose product is annotated as Irc19p. The coding region runs from base 1 to 609 and encodes 202 amino acids. Lineage: Eukaryota; Fungi; Ascomycota; Saccharomycetes; Saccharomycetales; Saccharomycetaceae. The record is from RefSeq and is a predicted model, not a curated record. The transcript has a single exon.